UGUUUGGUAACGAGAUAAGCAUGAUGAUGAUCCACGGAAGCUACCAUUUUCAUCCUUAUCUCAAUCGUCUAUAAUUUAUUUAUAUUUAUGGUAAUGUUUUUCACUGAGCACCAAAAACCAAUACAUAAGCCAUCUCCGUAUACACCGUCGGCUGGUGGCAAGAACAGUUCACUGAUCCAUUUUCAUCUUCAUUUUCCAACUCUGACCCAUCAUUGUUGCUGCUACCAUGCAUAGGAUCGUCACCGCGAGGUCCAUUUUUUCUGCUGUUUUCAGAAGCAAACCUCGGCCUCACUCUGCUGCUUUUUCCACAUCCUUGCUCUUCGACGAAACUCAGAUACAGUUUAAAGAAAGUGUUUCUCAGUUUGCAACGGAAAAUAUUGCCCCUCAUGCUUCAAAAAUAGACCACACAAAUUAUUUCCCAAAGGAGGUGAACUUAUGGAAAAGCAUGGGGGAAUUCAAUCUCCUUGGGAUUACUGCUCCAGAGGAAUAUGGAGGGCUUGGUCUAGGUUACUUGUAUCACUGUAUAGCAAUGGAAGAGAUUAGCCGUGCUUCAGCGUCCGUUGGUCUUUCAUAUGGUGCUCAUUCAAACUUGUGUGUCAAUCAGCUGGUGAGAAAUGGAAGUCCUGCUCAGAAAGCGAAAUAUUUACCAAAGCUUAUUUCUGGGGAUCACGUGGGAGCAUUGGCAAUGAGUGAGCCCAAUUCUGGGUCCGAUGUUGUCAGCAUGAAAUGCAAGGCUGAUCGUGUAGAUGGGGGCUAUGUACUCAAUGGGAACAAGAUGUGGUGUACUAACGGGCCAGUUGCUCAAACUUUAGUUGUCUAUGCUAAAACAGACAUAACUGCUGGAUCAAAAGGCAUUACGGCAUUCAUUAUUGAGAAGGGAAUGGCUGGAUUCAGUACUGCCCAGAAAUUGGACAAACUUGGGAUGCGAGGAAGUGAUACAUGUGAGCUUGUCUUUGAGAAUUGCUUUGUUCCAGAAGAAAAUGUUCUUGGGAAAGAGGGAAAAGGAGUAUAUGUCAUGAUGUCUGGGUUGGAUCUGGAGAGACUUGUUUUGGCAGCUGGUCCUCUGGGUAUUAUGCAGGCAUGUCUUGAUGUUGUUCUUCCUUAUGUUCGUCAAAGAGAGCAGUUUGGUCGUCCCAUCGGGGAGUUUCAGUUUAUACAGGGAAAAGUUGCUGACAUGUAUACUGCAUUACAGUCCUCAAGGUCUUAUGUGUAUUCUGUAGCUCGAGAAUGUGACAAUGGAAAGGUUGACCCAAAGGUGCAUCCACAUGUUAAAUUAGUUCUAUUAAGCUUCAUCAUCGUGUGUGCGUGUGUUUUCUGUUUAUGGAACUACAUCCAUAUUUUUUCAUAUAUUUCAAGAAAGGAUUGUGCUGGAGCCAUACUUUGUGCUGCUGAAAGAGCAACUCAGGUUGCUUUGCAGGCUAUACAGUGUUUAGGUGGGAAUGGGUACGUGAAUGAGUAUCCUACUGGUCGUUUCCUGAGAGAUGCCAAACUCUACGAGAUUGGAGCAGGAACUAGUGAGAUCAGAAGAAUGAUUAUUGGACGUGAGCUCUUCAAGGAGCAAUAACAUGCCACUAUGGCUUGCACCUUACGCGAUUCUAAUCUUUUGGAUCUUGAACAAUGCUGAUACCUUGGGAUGUGGAUGAAACUAAUGAAUGUUUCAUUCAUCAAACAAGAAUUAUAAUAACGAGAAAUGACCAUUGGUCCAAGGAAUAAAUUUUUGCAUGUUAUAUUUUUGUGUGCUUUGAAGUUCUUCACAACGAUGUUACUAAGUAUUUAAUGUGAUGUUGUCAAAUUACAAUAUUCAGACAAGAGAACCAACGAUUCACGCUUUACAACUUGAUUUUUCUAUCUUAAUAAUUAUUAUUGAGUAUACCAA
Molecule: messenger RNA, 1876 nt
Organism: Vigna radiata var. radiata (mung bean)
Lineage: Eukaryota; Viridiplantae; Streptophyta; Magnoliopsida; Fabales; Fabaceae
Product: isovaleryl-CoA dehydrogenase, mitochondrial
Exons: 15
Coding region: 227-1564 (445 amino acids)
Biological process (GO): L-leucine catabolic process
Cellular component (GO): mitochondrion
Molecular function (GO): flavin adenine dinucleotide binding; 3-methylbutanoyl-CoA dehydrogenase activity
Source: RefSeq, a predicted model, not a curated record